AUGUAUGAAGGGAUUGACAACCUGAAAUCCCUUAACGACCGUGCCGGGAAGACUUUCUCCGGCGGUCCUUCUGCGGCACAGGAUGUGCCGCGUCGUACUGCUCAACCAGACCCAGUACGUCGAUCAUUAGUUGGAAGCGGGGCUCCCAAGAAUCCCAGGACGGGGGAUAGCCGCGCCACCGGACGAGAUAACUCGUCCGACGUCCGUUCACGUCGCGGUGGUUCAACAGCUGCUCAACUAGAUAGCGCUGGCCACCGCGAGAGUCCUCUGAUGGAGUUGAAGGAGGAAAGACGCUCUCCACACGAUCAUGUGGAUCGGUGUGUUCCCGAGAGCUUCUUUGAUCGCGUAACGCAAGGGUUACGCGACGAUCUCGAACAUGAGCGGAAUAGGCGUCUCCAGAUGGCGGACACUGUCUUAAAGCAUCGCUGA
This is a messenger RNA of Peronospora matthiolae, 429 nucleotides long. The record is from the annotation of a GenBank genome assembly. NCBI's taxonomy places the organism in Eukaryota, Oomycota, Peronosporomycetes, Peronosporales, Peronosporaceae.